GCCACUAUGCCAACAAAAGUAAACAAUAACAUUAGUAUAUAAGUUUUAUAAACUUAUCUAUGAUCUAAGUAAUUCCGUAAAAUACAUAUUGUACAAAAUGUACUAUGUGUCAAUGUACAUACAACAUACUACAUAAGUACUAGCCACUUGGCAGAACAAUACUCAAAACUGCCGUAGGUGGUUUCAUCUCAAACAUUUAAAAAAUAUCAUUAAUUAUUAAUAAAUAAUAAUGCCUGUGGAUCCGUCUCAUUCACAGCGAAUCAUGAUUAAUUAUGCAAACCAUUAAUCCUCAUCAGUUUAAUUUUAUUUACAUAUAACUGAAUUUCAUAAUUAAUUUUAUAUAAUUUAACACAAAACCUACAAUGACCGACGACGAUUUGUGCAAAAUGGAUGCGUGGGGUUUGCCUGACCAAAUCGUAGAAAACUAUAAAAAACGAGGAAUUGUGUCAAUGUUUCCUUGGCAAGUGGAAUGUCUAACUAGUGACGGUGUUUUGGAUGGACGCAAUCUGGUGUACUCGGCACCUACAUCAGCUGGAAAAACUAUGGUUGCUGAAUUAUUAACAAUGCAAACAGUUCUAGAAAGAGAUAAAAAAGUUCUGAUAAUUCUCCCAUUUGUAUCUGUUGUACGAGAAAAAAUGUUGUAUUUUCAAGAACUAUUUGAAGGAACAAACAAAAGAGUUGCUGGAUUUAUGGGCAGUUAUACUCCGGCUGGUGGAUUGCGUUCUGUAAAUGUUGCUAUUGCUACUAUUGAAAAAGCCAAUGGUAUAAUAAAUCGCUUGAUUGAGGAGGAUGGACUGCAAGAUGUUGGUUGUAUAGUUGUAGACGAACUACAUAUGCUCGGCGAUUCAAAUAGAGGCUACCUACUAGAAUUAUUGCUAACAAAAAUCAAAUACAUGUCUAAAAUAAGAAGUAAUUUAUCAAUUCAAAUUGUUGGUAUGUCUGCUACAUUGCCAAAUUUAGACAUUCUUGCAAAAUGGUUAGAUGCUACACUGUUUCAUACAGAUUUUCGUCCAGUUCCUUUAAAGGAAUAUUUAAAAAUUGGAAAAAAUGUAUAUAAUGCCAAGAAUCUUUCUUUAAGUCACACAAUUAAACCAAGUGUUGAAAUUAAAAAUGAUCCAGAUGAUAUAAAGUAUUUGUGUAUUGAUACAAUUCUUCAAGGGUAUUCAAUAUUAAUAUUCUGUUUUACAAAAAAGUGGUGUGAAUCUUUAGCUCUUGAAAUUGCGUCUGAAAUUAAACGUUUAGGUGGAGAUAAUAAAUCAAAAGUUGGAAUUGAUUUACGAAAUCAAUUAAAUGGUGAAAAUCUAGGAGAUGUGUUGGAGCAGCUUAGGAGGUGUCCCGUUGGUCUUGAAACUGAUUUAAAUAAAACCAUAUCAUUUGGUGUUGCUUUUCAUCAUGCAGGCCUUACAAUGGACGAAAGGGACAUAAUUGAAGGUGCAUUCAAGCAAAAUAUAGUGAGAGUAUUAAUUGCCACGUCAACUUUAUCCUCUGGUGUAAAUUUGCCUGCACGGAGAGUGAUUGUGAGAUCACCGCAUUGUCAUGGAUUUCCUAUUGAUAUUUUACAGUAUCGACAAAUGAUUGGACGUGCUGGUCGCAUGGGUGUUGAUACAGCUGGAGAAAGUUAUUUAAUAUGUAAUGAGAAUGAACGGCGAAUGGGUGAAGAAAUAGCAACUCAAAACCUUCCUCCAAUUAAAAGUUGUUUGGGAGUUGGAGAUUUUUCUAGCUGUUUAAAACGAGCACUGUUAGAAGUGGUUGCCGGUUGUGUUGUUUGUACUACAGAAGAAGCUUUUGAGUAUAUUAAGUGUACAUUACUUUAUAUAUCAAAUGGUGAAAACUUGAAUGAAACUCCAAUUAAUGAGUGUCUAAAAUUAUUAAUCGAACAUCAAUUUGUACGUGAAAGUGACAAUAAACUAUCUCCUACUAAUCUAGGCCAAGCUUGUCUUGCAGCAUCUGUUACACCUGAAAUCGGCUUAAAACUGAUCAAAGAGUUAGAUAGAGCAAGACAGAAUUUUGUCCUUGACUCUGAACUUCAUUUACUUUAUUUAAUUACACCAUAUUCAGUAAGUGAUCAGAUUGGACAUUUGGAUUGGUUUAGAGUUCUCCAUGUGUGGGAAAAGUUACCACAUUCUAUGCGCAAAGUAGGAGAUAUGAUUGGUAUUGAAGAGGGAUUCAUUGUUAAAGCUAUGACUGGAACCAGUUUUAGUACAUCUUCAGAUAAACAUAAAUUAGCUGUUCAUAGAAGAUUUUAUACAACUCUCCUAUUACAUGAUUUAAUAAAUGAAAUUCCCAUUAACACAGUAGUUUUAAAGUAUGGUACAUCCAAAGGUCUUUUGCAAAGUCUCCAGCAAUCAUCUUCUACUUUUGCAGGCAUGGUAACGCAGUUCUGUAAGAGACUUGGGUGGUCAUCCUUAGAAUUAUUAAUAUCACAGUUUUCUGAAAGACUACAGUUCGGUGUACAGAGGCAACUUGUUGAGUUGUUACGAUUGGACUGUUUGAACUCGAUCACUGCCCGGACAUUGUAUAAUGCAGGAAUACAAAACAUUCCUGAAUUAGCAUUAGCCGAUUUACGAUUAGUACAGCGUACUCUUACUAAGGCAAUUCCAUAUCAAAGUAAUAUAAAUAAUAACAAUACCAAUGAUGAGGACAAACGAAAGAACAUUUGGUUGGCUGGACGUUUUGCUCUUAAUGAAAAAGAAGCUGCUAUAUUUAUCAUAAAUGAAGCAAGGCAUCUUUUGAAGAGAGAACUUGGUCUGAAAUCAGCAAGUUGGGUCGAUGAUAACAAUGAAGAAGAAGAUUUCGAUACAACUGUGAAGAUACGGCCUACAUCAAGAGAUGUUACCAUCAUUGAAAAUAGUCAAGAAAGCAACCAAUCAAUGAAAUCUUUGGUAAAUGUUUCUGUUCAAAAUUUAUCAAGUUCAUCAAGUUCAUCAAAAAGUGUUGAGUUAUUUGCUGAAUCUGAUUGUGUAAACGAUAAAUCAGAAGAAGUCACAAAUAAAGAUUAUAAACGUGAAAGUUUGGAUCUUUUUGAAGGGUCAUUUGAACAUACUAAAUAUAGUAUUACUGUAAAUGUUAGUCAAAAACAUAACUCAGAUAAUCUUAGUAACAAAUCAAUAAGUGAUUCAUAUUUAGCCGAGUUAAUUAACAUCAAGACACCCAAAGAACUAGAAGAGAAAUGGGAUUGUAACAUUGGAGGAGAAAUUAUUUUGGAAAUGAGUCAAAGAGAUUUUGGGUCCAAAAAACGAAAAAGAGAAGAAGACAUUCAAACGGAAAACGAUUGUUUAAAUGAUAUUUUUAUAGAACCUCGGCCAAAAUAUAAAAAAAUUGAAGAACCCUCAACAAGUCUCAGUAAACCUCCCGAGAUAAGUAAUUCUUUUGAGAAUACUAUGUUUCCUGAUUCAAUAAGGAUUGACACACAACUUGAUCAACUACUGAAUGGCAAUGGCAAAACGAAUACAACUUUGAACAUAAUAUCUACAGAAAUGAGUGAAAGUGUAAUGCAACUGGCAUUUCAAGAUUCUUUUAAUUCAAUGUCAAAUACGAUAAUAUCUCCAAAGAAAAGUAAUGUUGUUGUCAUGACAUGUAAAGAUUUAACUAUAUCCGACUCGGAAGACAUGAUUGCAGGUUCUCAAGACACUUCAUCUAGUGGACCGUCUCCUCACAAGGAGUCUCCAAUUAAACCUGAAGCUAAUGCCAAUUCAAAAUUUGAUACAUGGGCGUAUAAAACUAAACUAAUGGAAAAUAUUGAUUUAUUUGCCCGAGAUCACUUUCCAGAUAUUAAGCGCAGAAAAGAAAUAACAUUAGCCUUGAACGUAUCUACAGAAAUUACUACAGAACAGAAAAUUGGAGCUAGAAUUGUUAGACGAAGUUUAGAAAAUAAUAAUAAUAAUAAUAAUAAUAAUAUAAAAUUAUUCAAAUUUAAUAACCAAGUAUUAAAAGGAUUUGCCAUUACAUGGUACAAACAAACUGUUGUACAUUAUGUAGAUUUCAAUAAGGCUGGUCCAUCCGGUGUAAGUCUAUUGAAAAAGCUGUUGUCCAAUAAAAAUUUAGUUGUUAACAUAACAGAUGCUAAAUUAAGUUACAAAAUGAUCUCUCAAUGUUGCAACAUUAAACCGGUUUGCAAAUUCAGAGACCCUUUUGUAGCUGAUUGGCUAAUAAAUGGACAACAAAAAAACUCCUUAAAUAACUUGGUUCAAUGGAAUUUAAACUUCCAAGGCAAAAUACAAACAAACGAUGCAGUUUUUAAUGCAUUUAUCACUCAUAAAUUAAUGUCAACUUUAAAACAUCAACUUAAACAAAUAUAUAUUUACAAAACAUUCAAAGAUAUAGAGAUGCCUAUACAAAUUAUAUUGGCAAAAAUGGAACUGUAUGGUUUUGGUCUAAACAAAGAACAUUUGGUAGAGUUAAAUGAUACAGUAAAUAAGCUAAUGGCCAACAUUUCUGAACAAGGGUUUGAACAAUCUGGAACCAGGUUUAACAUGCAAUCCACAUUAGAAUGGGCCAAAGUAAAAAAAAGAUUGAAAUUAACUGAUAGUUCUCCACAUUUACUGGUUGAGUUGGUAAAAAAUUGGCGAAAAUUAAGCUGUCUUAGAAAUUCUCAUAUCAAUGUGUAUUUAACAAUGCAGAAUGAUCGUGUUUAUUGUGACAGCAAUACAUAUUCUAAUACAGGUAGAAUAAGUAUGCACGAACCCAAUUUACAAAAUAUACCUAAAGACUAUGUCAUUGAAAAUGAUAUAUUAAGUUUGAGAUCAGCGUUCGUACCAAAGUCAGAUCAAACACUGGUAUCUGUAGAUUUUUGUCAAAUUGAACUACGCAUACUCGCUCAUUUGUCAAAAGAUUCAAUAUUGUUAUCUGCUCUUACGUCUCCUGGUGAUGUUUUCAUAAAUUUAUCGUCUAAAUGGCAUAAAAUACCAGAAACUGAGGUAUGUGAUGAACUCAGGCAAAAAACCAAACAAGUUUGCUAUGGUAUGUUGUACGGCAUGGGUGCAGUAACUCUAAGCGAUACUUUGAAUAUUACUCAAGAUGAAGCACAUAAACUAAUAUCAGAAUUCAAAAGCACAUUUCCUGGUGUCAAAAAAUAUUUUAAUGAAUGUGUAUCACAAUGCAGGUCAAUGGGGUUGGUAAAAACAUUGAGUGGACGAAUCAGACAUUUUCCAGAUAUUAACAGCGAAGUACCAAAGAUCAAAUCUCAAGUGGAACGUCAAGCAAUUAAUACAAUUAUUCAGGGAAGUGCUGCUGAUGUUACAAAAAUGGCAAUGAUUAAAAUUGAUAAAAUUAUCAACCAAGGUGUUCUCAAUACACGUGUACAUUUAGUUAUGCAUUUGCACGAUGAACUAAUUUUUGAUGUUGAAAAUACAGUUCUUGAUGAAGCUUGUUCAACAAUUAUUAAAACAAUGGAGACUGCAGUUAAUUUAUGUGUCCCUUUGCCAGUAAAAUUGAGAAAGGGUUCUUCAUGGGGUGAUUUAAAAUAAUGAUCUCAUUUUACAGUUUAUUAUUGUCAGCUGCUUUAAUUAACACAAAUAUUUAUUUAUUUAUUUUUAUCAAAUAAAAAUAAAUA
Molecule: messenger RNA, 5551 nt
Organism: Myzus persicae (green peach aphid)
Lineage: Eukaryota; Metazoa; Arthropoda; Insecta; Hemiptera; Aphididae
Gene: DNApol-theta
Product: DNA polymerase theta
Exons: 26
Coding region: 363-5465 (1700 amino acids)
Biological process (GO): double-strand break repair via alternative nonhomologous end joining; DNA-templated DNA replication
Molecular function (GO): ATP binding; DNA binding; DNA-directed DNA polymerase activity
Source: RefSeq, a predicted model, not a curated record